Messenger RNA from Ambispora leptoticha, 3555 nucleotides. Lineage: Eukaryota; Fungi; Glomeromycota; Glomeromycetes; Archaeosporales; Ambisporaceae. The record is from the annotation of a GenBank genome assembly.
AUGGGCAACAACAUAUCAAGUACUGCUGCUUCAAUAGCAACAGCGGGCAUUGACAGCUAUGUUAGUGAACUCGGAGAUAUACAAUAUGAGAAAAGCUUGAGCAGUGCGCGCUUUAUGAAAACGAUUCGUGGGCGACACAAGGAUAGCGCGGUUGUGGUGAAAAUAUUUAUUAAACCUGAGCCAGGGUUAUCUUUGUCACAUAUCGUGAAGGCACUUGAAGAGGAAAAAGAUAAUUUAUCUGAAGUGCCUAAUGCUUUUGCCUAUCAACGUAUACUCGAAACCGAAAAGGCUGGCUACCUGAUAAGGCAAUACUUCUUCAGUAGUCUUUAUGAUAGAAUAAGUACGCGUCCUUUUUUAAAUUUGAUCGAGAAAAAAUGGAUAACAUAUCAGAUACUUUGCGGUGUUCACGAUGCACACACACGUGGGAUAUACCAUGGAGAUAUAAAGACAGAAAACGUGUUAGUGACAUCGUGGAAUUGGGUGUAUUUGGCAGAUUUUGCUGGAUAUAAACCUACAUAUUUACCCGAGGAUAAUCCUGCAGAUUUUUCAUUCUUCUUUGAUACUUCGAUGCGUCGAAUAUGUUACCUGGCACCUGAGAGAUUUUAUAAACGUCAUAGUGAAAUUGAUCGAAGGAAGGCAGAACUUGAAUUUGGUGAAAAAGAUGGUGCCGUCACUCCAGCUAUGGACAUAUUUUCAUUAGGAUGUGUAAUCGCCGAGCUUUUUCUAGAGGGUACCGCAAUAUUUUCAUUGGCACAAUUAUUCAAGUAUAGAAGUGGGGAAUAUGACCCGAGUUCUGAAUUGAAUAAAAUCGAAGACGCAGAUAUCAGGGCAUUAGUUAAGCACAUGAUAAAUUUAGAUCCAUCGAAACGAUAUACAGCCGAACAAUACUUACAAGAAUGGAAAGGAACAGCUUUUCCAACCUAUUUUUAUACUUUUUUACAUCAAUAUAUUGGUUCUGUAACCGAAAAUACUCAUUCCCCGAGUCUUGAUCCAAAUACACCUGCUAGUCAUAUUAAGGACCCAAGUGGGGCACCAAAUACAGUAAUUAAUACUGAUGCGGAUGAUAAAAUAGAUAGAAUAUAUCAUGAAUUUGAUAAGAUUGCAUUCUUCCUUGGUUUUUAUGGAGAUGAUAACCCAUCCGAUAGAAAGGAAAAUAUUAACGCUGAAUAUUACGAGGGUGAGAUCGAAAACGGUGAUGGUCGUGGACUUGUGUCUAUUGGUGGUCGUGAUGGAAAAGUAGGAGAGCGCUCUUCACGAGCAUAUCCAGCAAAAGAAUCUAAUUCAACGAACGCAAUUUCUAUGCAAAUAAACAUCCCUAAUUAUUAUGUUUCAUCGAAAUCGGGAAGCAACUUAGCAAAUAAAACUGCAGGUGAUGUACCUAAUGGGGGAGCUCUUAUUUUCCUUUCUCUUAUUUGUGCGACCAUCAGAAAUACAGCGUAUCCAACCUCAAAACUCCAUGCAUUAGAAAUGCUGCUGGCUAUUGGUCAGCAUUUAGAAGACGAAUUUAAAUUAGAUAGACUUGUUCCCUACCUAAUCGCUCUUCUUAGCGAUAAAGUUGCUUUGGUGCGGGCAAAUACAGUCAAAACUUUGACGCAUUUGCUUUCGAUGGUUGAGACUAUCACCCCUUCGAAUGCUAUGAUUUUUCCAGAAUACAUCCUCCCACAAUUACGUAAAUUUGUGACCGAUCCCGAAAUUCUCGUGCGGAUGACGUAUGCACAGUGUAUCUCCACGUUGGCUGAGACCGCACUAAGAUUUUUAGAGUUGACUCAGGGUUUCAAAUCAGAUGGUGGUUUGACUACACUGGAAACAGACAACGAAAUCGAGGGAACCUAUGAGGCUUCUUAUGAUGCAAACCUUCAUGAUUUGCAAUCUUUAAUUCAAGAGCAAGUUACGACUCUUUUAAUCGAUUCUGAAAGCGCUGUGAAACGUGCAUUACUUGAGAAUAUUACCAGCCUUUGCAUCUUCUUUGGUCGACAGAAGGCGAAUGAUGUUUUGUUAAGUCAUAUGAUAACCUAUCUAAAUGAUCGAGAUUGGAUGCUUAAAUGCGCCUUCUUUGAAAGCAUUAUCGGAGUGGGAACUUUUGUGGGUGGACGUAGUUUAGAAGAAUAUAUUUUACCGUUAAUGAUUCAAUCCCUAACUGAUUCUGAAGAGUUUGUGGUUGAGAAGGUUUUAAAUUCUCUUACUAGCCUAGCUGAACUCGGAUUGUUUCAGAAAAUGAAGAUAUGGGAAUUGGUGGGAAUUAUUUCUUCUUUAUUAUGUCAUCCCAGUAUAUGGAUACGAUAUGGCGCAGUAGCUUUCAUAUCGUCAGCAUCUAAAUUAAUACCGGUAACUGAUGUCUGGUGCAUAGUAUAUCCGAUAAUUCGACCCUUUUUACAGGCAGAUGUUAUUGAUCUAUCCGAAAUACAACUUUUGGAAAACAUCAAAGAUCCGCUAUCACGCGUGGUGUUUGACGAAGCACUUACAUGGGCAAAUAAGGCAACGAAUAAAUCACUAUUUUGGAAACAAGCAAGAGAACGAAAAAACAACGCGAACAAUAUUUUCACCAUGUCAGUUUUAGCCUUAGAACGCUCAACUGCUAUUAAUGCAGUUCUCCAAGCCAGCAAAGUUUGUCAAGCUGUUUUUCGAAAUUUAGCAGACGCAAAGGCAAUAACGAAAAAAGAUAAAACUCCAAUUACGGUCGCCGACUAUAGUGCACAAGCAGUCAUUAACACUAUAUUAGGAAAAACAUUCCCCAAUGACCCUAUAGUUGGGGAAGAGGAUACCGAUGAAUUACGCGGCGACGAAAGGAAACCUUUACGCGAAAAAGUUCUCGAAUUGACAAAUUCUAUAUUAGACGUGCCUUUAGAUGAAAACAAAUUAUUGAGUGCGAUUGAUCGAGGAACUCAUCCGGGUGGAAUAAAAGGAAGAAUGUGGACGUUGGAUCCUAUCGACGGAACGAAGGGAUUCCUCCGGGGAGAACAAUAUGCCGUGUGCCUUGCCUUGAUCAUUGACGGUCAAGUCGAACUCGGUGUAAUGGGAUGUCCUAAUUUACCGUUUGAUUUGAAAAAUAAAGAAAGCGAAAGAGGUUGCUUGUUUGUUGCUGUAAAAGGACAAGGCGCUUUUCAGCGUAAAUUUUCUUCUUCGGAUGAGCUGCCCAUCCAUUUUGCGAAUAUUUCUUCUCCAUCCGAGGCAACAUUUUGCGAAUCAGUUGAAGCGGGACAUUCUUCACAUGAUGACGCAGCAAAAAUUGCAGCCUUAUUAGAAAUCAGCAAACCACCAUUUCGCGUGGAUAGUCAAUGCAAAUAUUGUUGUAUCUCAAGAGGUGAUGCAAAUAUUUAUUUACGAUUACCUACGAACGUUCAAUACAUCGAAAAUAUUUGGGAUCAUGCUUCUGGUUCUUUACUUGUUAACGAGUCAGGAGGCACCAUAUCUGAUCUUUACGGCAAAGCUUUAGAUUUCUCAUUGGGACGAAAGCUAAAGGCUAACACUGGUAUCGUUGCUUCCCACCCAAACAUACAUUCUCAAGUUCUCGAUGCAAUCCAACAAGUUAUCAAAAAAGAGAAUAUUAACAAUUAA